Monopterus albus (swamp eel) is the source of this 4096-nucleotide messenger RNA. RefSeq names its product ST8 alpha-N-acetyl-neuraminide alpha-2,8-sialyltransferase 2 (gene st8sia2). The record is from RefSeq and is a predicted model, not a curated record. Lineage: Eukaryota; Metazoa; Chordata; Actinopteri; Synbranchiformes; Synbranchidae. Gene Ontology annotation, molecular function: alpha-N-acetylneuraminate alpha-2,8-sialyltransferase activity. Gene Ontology annotation, biological process: N-glycan processing; oligosaccharide metabolic process.
GAAAUCUGGGCAGCCCACACGCUAAUGAUCCCUCUGGAUACGAGUCUGCGUGGCGCAGCCCUACCUCACGCACCUGUCUAGCUGUCCCCGCAGCCUGGAAGAGGGGAGUCAAACCGGAUGGGGUGAAGAUGGAGAGUUGGCCCCUGCGCCUUUAAGACUGCAUGUGGUCUAUAUCUUGCUGCUCUCAUGGCAGGCUGUGUAGGUGCACGCUUUCAAAGUUUGACUGGGGAAUAGAGGUGGCAGUGCCGCCGGCACCAGCGUCGCCCCGCCGGGAAACACACGCACACAGUAGUCAUCAUCUUUGUGGGUUGAGGGGGGGGGGCGCAUCUCGCCUGGGAGUGUCCGAGUCCUGCGAUAAGAACAAAGGGGGAGAUGACGGAGCAGCUUUUCGAUUUGUAAAUGGGAAACACAAGACGGUUCCUGGUGAAAGGAGGGACUCCCGGCUGCAGCCUGCCCCUCAGCCAUGCCGCUUGUGUUCCGCACGCUGUUGUUCGGCUUUUUAACGCUGCUGGUUGUGGUUCUGAUAAUUGAUGAUAUCGCAGAAGUGGAAAAAGAAACCGCGAACAUUGAACAUUCAAAGAAGAUGGACUUGCAGCAGCGCAUCCCUAAAGCGCACAGAACGGCUGCAGCACACGUGGAUCCGACUGCUUUGACACGACUAGGCACAGAUUUAAAAUGUCACGGUUCAAGUUACAGUAACACUGCCAAGCUCUCGUCAAACAACUGGACCUUCAACAAGACCCUCUCCAACCUCAUCAGGAAGAAUAUUCUGAGAUUCCUCGACCCAGAGAGAGACAUUUCCAUUCUGAAGGGAACACUGAAACCGGGAGAUAUCAUCCACUAUAUUUUUGAUCGCCAUAGCACCACAAACAUCUCAGAGAAUCUGUAUCGUCUUUUGCCCACUGUUUCUCCCAUGAAGAACCAGCACACAGGUAAAAAGAACAGCAGCUGUGGGCCUGAGAUUGACUCUCACGACUUUGUUAUCAGGUGUAAUCUGGCACCGGUGGAGGAAUACUCUCGGGACGUGGGGAGAAGGACCAACUUGGUGACCAUGAACCCCUCAGUGGUGCAGCGGGCCUUCCAGGACCUAGUCACUGAUGAGUGGAGGGAACGCUUCUUACAGCGGCUUCAAAGCCUCAGCGGUAGCGUGUUGUGGAUCCCGGCCUUCAUGGCCAAGGGGGGAGAAGAGCGCGUGGAGUGGGCCCUCCGUCUUAUCCUGCUGCACACCGUGGACGUACGCACCGCUUUCCCCUCACUGCGCCUUCUCCACGCUGUCAGAGGGUAUUGGCUGACCAACAAUGUCCAUAUCAAGCGUCCGACCACUGGCCUGCUCAUGUACACACUGGCCACUCGCUUCUGCGAGGAGAUCCAUCUCUAUGGUUUCUGGCCAUUUCCACUGGAUCUGCAGGGAAAACCGGUCAAAUACCACUACUACGAUACUCUAAAAUAUGAGUACACCUCCAGUUCGAGUCCUCACACCAUGCCUUUGGAGUUCAGGACCCUGAGCACAUUACACAGGCAAGGGGCGCUCCGGCUCCACACUGGACCGUGUGAUGUUGAGAGGAGACCACUGAAGGAGUUCCAGAGCAAAAAUCUGGGUGGGUGAUUUCUGUGAAAACCACAGUCUUGACUGUGAAGACUUUUAUGAAAAUUGAAAGAACUUAUUUUCAGUAACUGGAAUGAACCUUUUUCUCUUUCAGGCUCUAUUAGUGACUUGUUUUACCUUUAAUGAGAUUUCUAUGGCAACCUUUAAAAUAAUGAGAACUCUUUUUACCGAGCUCCCUUCUGCUGGUCUGGUUUAAACCAAAUGUUAAUGAAGCCCCUGUCAUGCCCAUAUAUUGGCCUGUUAUUUUCUAUAAAGAGCCAUUUUUAAACUAACUUUCCAGUAUGGUUCUAGGUUAAAAAUGAAGAAUUCAGAACACAUUUUUUGUUUUCAAAAUUAUUCAUGAGACACUAUAAAUUAAUAUCUCCAGUUGAUGAUAUAAUAGAGCUCUGGUAACGGUGUGUUGUACUGUAGUUUACCCAACAUAUAAUUUGUUUGAGGAGCAAAUGUUGAAUUAAUGGCUGUUGUGAGUCACCGGGUUGGCCACAAGAUGGAAGCACUUAAUACUGAGUGAGAAUGAGGGGAAAGAAAGAAAAGCUCAGCUGUUCAAACUGUUGUUUUUAAUCCAACUAACCAUUUUGAUUAGCAUCUUUUAAGAGUUGAUAUGAUAUAUGACUUGUGAUAACUUUCUUCUCAUAGAGUACAUUUUACAUGCAUGCUUUUGUAGCUUCUUAUAAAAUACCUUGAAUGGUGCUCGCGAUAAAACGGGUCAUUCAUAAGCAAAAAUACAGAACAUCCACACCACCAGAAGUGCUGGUAGUGUGAUAACAUUAGGUUACCUUGAGAGCCAAAUGAAGAAAUGAGGUCAUGUUGAACUGUAGUCAACAUCUGAGAGGAUAAAGGAGUGUACCAACUGUUCACACAUAUGAAUGUUUACACAGCCGUCGCUAAACUCACUCACUCCAAGAACACCAGCCCUGUUUCUGCACUGCAAAUAUUAGUUAGUCAGGUCAGUCUGUAUAGUGGUAGCAAGAAGAGCUUUGCUUUUUCUUAAUGAAUGUAUUGGUGAUAUUCUUACAAAUGCUGUAGGACAUGAGCCCCAUAGUGUAGUUUAAACUAAUUCCUAGUCAGUUUCAGUGCUGUAACACUGAGAGGAGAAGCGUGCUUUAACUUAUGCCUCUAGUCAUUUGAAAUGAUGCAUAAAUUAUACUUGUAUAGUGUGUUUGUGUUAGAAUUCAAUAGCCUUUAGGUUAAUACAGAUAUUUGUGGAUUCAGUGACGCUGCCAUGUUUUGUGCCUGUAAUCACUAGAUUUGACCAUUCACAUGCCCAGUAACAAAAAUGUCCAGGGUAUUCAUAUUGUUCUUCACAGGGUGGGAAAACAGAGUUAUAUGUGAUUUUCUUAAGUGCUACUUAAGUGUUACAACCCAGACAGUAAAAAAAAAAAAAAAAAAAACAAACAGGAUGUGUAAAAAGUACAUUUUCCUGCAGGUCUGCAGAUAAGUUUUUAUUGCAGGGAUAUGCUUUGAUAUCAGACAGAUUUUUCAAACUAGUACAUCUUAAUGCUGGCCUAUAUUAUAUUUUUGUACUUCCAAGAUCCACCUUAGUCAAAGUCUCUAAAUUCUGUUGUUGAGUUUUUUGUUUUUCUUUUGAUUUGCUAUGAGUAUUUUCCUACAACAAAAUUCCACUGUAAAUGAAAAUGAACAGAAGCACUGAAUCCAAGGGCUCUGCGCCUAAACGAGUAGCCGUUCAUGUGCUCCCAGUCAUGUCAUUUGUCUUUAAGUCAUGUUUUGUCAGGAUACAUCUGUUGACUUCCACAUUGACUUUAAUAUGUUGCCCAGAGAACAUAAUAGAAGUUGUACUAGAGAUGUUAGCAGACUAAGGCAAUGAAGGGUUAAUUGUGAGAGCUCAUCUGAGCUAAGCAAAAGCAGAAACAUUCUGUGACCAACAUUUUUAAGUCAAUUAACCAGAAACUGGAAUUUGCCAGUUUCUAAAACUUUCUACUGACAUUUCUGCUGUGUUGUAUAGUUUUAUCUUAUUUAUUCUCAUGCAUAUUGUAUGCUAACUGUUUAAUGUCCACACUCCUGUGAACAAAUGUUAGCUUUUGCACGUUUGUCCUCUCUCAGUCCAUUCCGCUUUAAGUAGAAACUCUAGAUUUUAGAAUAUUCAUUGCGACUCAGAGACACUUAAAUAGUGCAGUUACGACAAACUGGAUGUACUUAUGAGCAUACACAAAGGACCAGAAUGGAAAAACUAACACCUCUGUUAAAAUGAUUGCACACUUCAAAGGAAGCGGUUUUAUUUCAGUAGUGUUUCACAGAAAUGGAAACUGAGGAAACAGUUGUGGAUGCAUACAUCAUCUUUGUAACAGAAACCCAGGGGAUUGUUUUCACUAAACUUCCAAAACGGCUUGAACAGUUCACUUUUUUUGGUUUAAAUAUGGGAAAUUACCUACAGUGUUCAAACAGCUCCACAAUGACUUUGAUUCACUUUACAAGAGGAACUUUCUGUAGUAGAUGAUUCACUUCCAAUAAAAGUCCAGAAUUAGCAUCUUG